This is a messenger RNA of Hypoxylon fragiforme, 3505 nucleotides long. RefSeq lists its product as uncharacterized. Gene Ontology annotation, biological process: regulation of DNA-templated transcription; DNA-templated transcription. Bases 390 to 2783 code for a protein of 797 amino acids. NCBI's taxonomy places the organism in Eukaryota, Fungi, Ascomycota, Sordariomycetes, Xylariales, Hypoxylaceae. The record is from RefSeq and is a predicted model, not a curated record. Gene Ontology annotation, cellular component: nucleus. Gene Ontology annotation, molecular function: zinc ion binding; DNA binding; DNA-binding transcription factor activity, RNA polymerase II-specific. The transcript has 3 exons.
ACAAGCAAGAGGCGUAUGUAACAUACCCAAACUUGGAACAUGUAGUAUGUAAUAUGUAUGUCUACACCGUUGUGAUCUGGGUGGUAACUGCCUACAACAUAAUACCAGGGUGAUCUUUGACAGGACAGGGGUGAUUAUACAUGUAUUACUUCCCCAAGAGGAAGCAGCCAUCUUCAUAUUGUUAAAGAUCAAUUUUAUUGUAAGACAAGAUCAUUUGGAUUACCUUAGCAUCGAAACUUCUUAAUAAUUCACAAUAUCACAACCACCCAGACCAUUCCAACUAAUCUCAGUUCAUUUAAAAUUUAAAUCUAAAUCAUAUUGGAAUACGCGACCCAACCGAUUAUACCAAACCUUGAACCCGAACGAGUCCACCCACUCUUCGCGCCCCCAUGUCUGAUACCGACCCAGUUACCAAUACUGUCCACACGAACGAUGGGACAGAUCACGAUGUUGGCGAAAAAGCACCACCGCGCAAACGUAGAAGGACUGUUAUAAGCUGUACCGAAUGUCAUAGGCGGAAACAGAAGUGCGACCGGAAGAUGCCAUGUACAAAUUGUGUGUCGCGGAAUAAGGAAACGGCAUGUCGAUAUGAGACAGGAACGCCGCUCGCCAAGCCCGAUCGAAAAACCUCCUCCCAGAGUGGCAACGACCGCACCCCCGAAACCAUAGAGACCAUACCUAUCAAGACGGCCGACUUUGGUUACUCCGCUAAUGGAGUCUCGACGCUGGGGAUAUUGCGCAAGAUCGAAGGGGAUGGGGAGUUUUUGGCAAAAAUGCCAUCGGAGAGCUUUGAGGGGGAUAACGUGGGCAUACGCGAGCGAUACAAGACCUUGGUCCGACUAUUGCCUGCCCGCACCUACGUGGACAAGCUAGCCGACAUUUACUUUCGGGAUGUGAACUGGCAGUACUUUACCAUCGACGAGCCCGUAUUUCGAGGACUGAUGGAAAAAUGGUACACCAUGCCGUUCAACAUAUUAUCCAACUCCGGACCGCAAGCUCUAGAUCCCAUGUUAAGGGCGUUUCCAGCUUUACUGUUCCAACUAUUGGCCUCAGCUCUACUAUAUCUACCAGAGGAGUAUGAGGAGAUGUUUGAGCCGUUGAAGUAUACCAGUAAUAUGACGUUCGACGACCUAGCACUUGAGUAUAGUGAAUCUGGUAUCAAUAUAUUAUCACUUUUAGGCAAACGCCAAAUGUCUAUCAUUACCGUAUUGGCUGGCUGGGUAAGGGCCGCUUUCCUCAAAUAUACCGGUAUGGUUACAGAGGCUUGGCAUCAAGUGGGCACCAGUAUUCGAGAUGCGCAAGAGAUAGGUUUGCAUCGUGACCAGAUGGACCCUCAAAUAAGCUUAGAUGAUUCGAUGGAAGAUAAUCUAGAGAAAAUUUGGGUAGCUCAGGGGCGACGGCGAGCCUGGAUGAACCUCCUCGGUUGGGAUCUACACACGGGUGCCGUGCUGGGCAGACCUACUAGCGUGGACCAUCGGCUGAUGAACCGAAGCCUCCCCGUCGACUCCGUCAUCCCCAAAGAUAGGAGGAAGUCGCCUAUAGUGCCGCGCGGCGAGGAUGAUCCCCCAACUCCCUUGACGCGAGCUAUCUGGGCCUGGGAAUCCAUGAGCCCACUGCGCGAUAUACUUGAUCUAGAAAAAGAAGGGCCCUUCCCCAAAGACUUCUCGAAGGUGGGGAAAAUACAUCAAGACUUGCUAGAUCUUCAGGCUCGGACUCCUCCCCCCUUCCGUCUAGAGAACCCGGACACGCGGUUCGACAACCUCCCCGAGUGCUGGUGGCUGCCCUACGCACGCCCCGCCCUGCUGCAAAUCAUGGCCUUCAACUUCAUGGCCCUCCACCGCCCCUACAUCUUCACGCGCCCCGCCAGCCGCAACGAAGCGCUCAAGGCCAGCCUAGACAUGCUCGAGGCGCAGCGGCUCUACUUCGCCAUGCUGAAGCCCCAGCAGCACAAGACUUUUUCGUUGUUCUUCGGCACCUUCGACGCCAUCAUCAUGAUCGCCUCCAUCUACAUCCUGUUCCCCAAAGAACACGUCGAGCUGUUGCCAAAGGUGCGCCAGCACUUCGAGUGGGCGAUCGAGCGCUUCGAGACGAUGGCGAAGAGGAAUAGGCUCGCGCAGGCGGCGCUGGGCGUGCUGCAUGCGAUUUAUGUCCGCUUUAAGAAGGCCGUGGGGUGUGGUUUCUUGAUGGGGAAAGGAGGCGGAGAUUGCGAGGUGGUGGGUGGCUCGGCGACUACGGGAAGCGCUGCUUCGGCUUCGGAUAUGCAGACACCGAAUUCGGUUUCUGUUUCGGUGGUUUCGGAGACUUCGCAGAAUUUAGGGGGUGGUGUAUCGAAUAUGGGGGGUAACUCGUCCACGAAUAAUCUACCAACGACGGCGGAGGAUCAUCAAGGCGGAAGUACGGGGCUAACCCCCGCUUCAGGGGCGGAUACCAGCAAUAUGUUCGCCGGCACGGAUUGGUCCCUGCCCACGGACUUCGACCUCAGCUCCAUCAUGCCCAUCUUCCCCAUGGGCGACAUCGCGUAUAACGAGUUGACCGCCGUACCGACUAAUGGUGUUGGUGGGGUUGGGGAUCCCAUCCCCACGACGACGUGGGGGGAUGCUUUUACGGGUGCUACUACGGCUACAGUGAAUACGAUGGAGGGAGGCCUUGCGGGGACGGGGAUGGCGGGGCUUGUGGGAGGUGGAGGGGAAGGGGAGGAACAGCAGCCGAUGGCUUGGCAGUUUGGUGGCGAGUUUGGGAAUGAUACGUUGUGGAAUAUCUUGAAUCAGUUUCCUACUUAUUAGACAAUUACCUAGAGGAUUGGGGAUCGGGGAAAGCUGGGUGCUUGGCUAGGCGCUUGGUUAGGUACGAGCUACUGGAUAUGUAGGAUCUAGGCACGAGGCUAGGCACGAGGUACUAGGCCAUAUACUAACUAGGUCAGGCACGAGGUAUCUUGGGCACUACACGUAGGAACUAAGCUACUACUACUAUGGAGGUUUGGGUAUUGGUAACUAAAAGCGAUUUGUGAGUUCAUGCCUUGUGUGUUUCUAGGUGGAUGAUGACGAUGAAAGUGACGAUGAUAUCAUAUGAUAGGAUAGGAUAGAAUGGGAUAUGGCAGGAUGGGACAUGACAGAGGAUCGGAUGGGAUUCAAUGACGUAGGGGCGGGAUCGAGUAGGAUGGGACGGGGUAUGUAAAGUAAUACGGGGCAGGAUGAGACGGUGUCGGGUAAGACGGGGUAUGAUGGGGUAUUAUGCGAGAUGUAGGAUGCAAGAUGGAGGAUGUACUGUAAGGUGGAGGCUUGGUGUGGGAUAUAUAUAUAUAGGAUUACCUCGAUGCAUAUCAUCAUGAAGCUACCUAACUAGUACGUGUUCGUACCUAGGUAUAUAUAAAUAUCUAUCAGGUACAUAUGUAUGCAAGAAGCCAAGUUACUACCUACCUAGGUAAGUAACUAAAAGUUCCGGUCGGCUGGUAGGUCACUUUGAUAGGCGGGGUUCUAAGGUUCAAUGGUAUGUAGUUACGCCUGGG